Messenger RNA from Somion occarium, 1123 nucleotides. NCBI's taxonomy places the organism in Eukaryota, Fungi, Basidiomycota, Agaricomycetes, Polyporales, Cerrenaceae. The record is from the annotation of a GenBank genome assembly.
CCUCGUGCAUCUUGCGAGCAUUGCUCCAACUGGCCCCCAUUUUCAGCGACGAGUGGGGACUCACAUUGAUGCCGUCUUCUCAUCGAUGCCCGUUGUACCCGAAUUGUGGCCGAAUCUCUCGCUCAGAUCUUGCGAUUCUAUGUCUCCGAAUUUCAUUGUUGACUUUCAGUCAAGACGAUUCGUCUUUUUGCUCUCUGAAACACUCGAAACAUGCCUCGUUGAUUGUUCACGCGCGAUCGCUUUCUGAUUAUCCUGGACUUCAUUUCUACGCAACCGACCGCGGCCGAGUCUGUCCAAAUCCUGCAGUUCACUUUAGCGAGGAAGCAUCGUGUGGAGUUCUCCAACUAAGAUCACUUACGCCACCAAUGACCCCGAACCUUAAGCCGAUAGAAACUUGCUGCCUUCGACGCGCCUGGGUUGGAAAGUUUGAAAGUGGUUAUAGCCAUUCUUGCAGGGGUUGCCCUUACUAUCCUGCGACCGAUGGUAUUGUUGUUGAGGGUCUGAAGUUAGUUGCGAGAAUUGCCAUUGUUGGAGAAGCGAACUGAUGCGAUCAAUCAAUACGAUCGAGCAAACUAUAUAGCUGACAUAAUCAAAAAUUUCUUCUUCUCUACCACCACGCCGACAAAAGAACCGCUAUCGCAGCUUCCGCACAAAGAGCACCUCGCUCUUCUCUCUCAGCUGUGGGAAAAGUCCCCGGAGAUGCAGAGACAUGACCUCCUCCUUCCUCGUGGAAAACGUCCAUCGUUAAGCAAGGUGGAAAGGGACGACGGUCGGCUUGGACGUACUGCUCGUAUCUCCAUCCUUGAAUGAGGGGUACAGCUCCGCCAAGCCAGCUCUGCGACUGACAUUCGUGAAGUGCAUGUUCGGUGAAGGCGCGAGGACGCGAAGAUAUGAGCGUUCUCGUUGCUCGGAUAUGUCGCUCUGCGGGUCGGUCAUUGUUGCUCAUAGACAUAGUUAUGCGGUUGCGUGUUUCCUUUUUGGAGGACACGUCUACAGAAUGGGGCUUACUCUUUGUCGGCGUGGUCAAAAGGUGUAUUUUUUCCUUGCAUUCGGACAGUUCGCUGUUCUUCGUUUGACAGAGCAUUGGGUCUGACGAUACUGGCCUUACUUCGAUGUGUAUGGU